Messenger RNA from Procambarus clarkii (red swamp crayfish), 615 nucleotides. Its product is annotated as serine/threonine-protein kinase 17B-like. Lineage: Eukaryota; Metazoa; Arthropoda; Malacostraca; Decapoda; Cambaridae. Gene Ontology annotation, molecular function: ATP binding; protein serine/threonine kinase activity. Gene Ontology annotation, cellular component: cytoplasm. The record is from RefSeq and is a predicted model, not a curated record. Gene Ontology annotation, biological process: protein phosphorylation.
AUGCUGAAAGAGGUGGCAUUCCUGGAGCUGCUGGACGGUGCUGGGGGAGCACCCUAUGUGCUGUGCACCUAUCCUGAGGAGGCGUGUUUCUUCAUGACCUACGCCGGCGCCGAUAAUCUGGACAGCUUGCUCCAGAAACAUAGAAGAGGGGUCGUCCACAUGGAUGAUCAGUUUUCCCUGCUGAUAAUUAAGGAAAUGAUCGUUAAACUGAUGGAAAUACACGAAAAGGAAGUGGUGCACGUGGACCUAAAGUCCGAUAAUGUUGUUAUAGAUCACAGCGACCCAAUGGCGCCCAAGGUUUCUAUUAUAGACUUCGGAGUCUCUACUUUCGUUGGACGAGUCUCCCCCUUUGAAACCACGUACGAAAACGGAGCAGAUAAAGAGCUGAAACAGACUCCGUGGUACUCAUAUGAGACGAUCAUAGGGGAGCCCCUCACCUGUAGCACGGAUAUCUUCGGCUUGUCUCUAAUGAUCCUUGAGAUCAUUCAAGUCAUGGUGCGCAAGCCUCGCGAACUUGAGACACUUGCAAAACGGGGAAUAAGCCGCAAAACGGAAAUGAGGCCAACAACAGAAGAGCUGUUGGACUCUACCCUGGAUGCUAUCUCAAGUUAUUGA